Messenger RNA from Colias croceus (clouded yellow), 4153 nucleotides. RefSeq names its product epidermal growth factor receptor substrate 15-like 1 (gene Eps-15). Gene Ontology annotation, molecular function: calcium ion binding; cadherin binding. Bases 48 to 3140 code for a protein of 1030 amino acids. Lineage: Eukaryota; Metazoa; Arthropoda; Insecta; Lepidoptera; Pieridae. The transcript is spliced from 18 exons. Gene Ontology annotation, biological process: endosomal transport; endocytosis. The record is from RefSeq and is a predicted model, not a curated record. Gene Ontology annotation, cellular component: plasma membrane; cytoplasm; clathrin coat of coated pit.
CUCUAGUCAAUGGACUCUAUUGAUUGGUCGACAGGGAGAUGUAAAAAAUGGCUGCCUUGCCUUCUCCUACUCAGGUGGCAGGGACCCACAGUUCUAUAUACGAGGCCUAUUAUCAUCAAGUGGAUCCCAAUGGCACAGGAGCGAUACAAGCGCUGGAUGCAGCUCGAUUCCUCAAGAAGUCACGUCUUAGCGAUGUGGUCCUCAGCAAGAUAUGGGAUCUCUCUGAUCCCACCGGCAAAGGGUAUUUGGAUAAGGCAGGCUUGUUCGUAGCGUUGAAGCUGGUUGCGCUGGCGCAAGCCGGCAAGGACAUAAACAUGAGCAACAUUCACUCGGAGACGCCGCCGCCUAAAGUUGGCGAGCUACCGAAAGUGCCGCCGGCGAGCGUGAGCCCGAUGCCCGCGCUCGCGCCGCUCAGCGACUGGAGCGUGAAGCCGGCGGAGCGGGAGAAGUACAGCCAGCUGUUUGAUUCGUUGCAGCCGAGUAAUGGACUGAUUCCUGGGAAUAAGGUGAAAGGAGUGCUAAUGGAGUCGAAGCUGCCGCUGGAGACGCUCGGCAAGAUCUGGGACCUCGCAGACCAGGACAAGGACGGGAUGCUCGAUAGACAUGAAUUUAUUGUGGCGAUGCACCUAGUAUACAAAGCGCUCGAGAAGCACGCCGUGCCCACGAGCCUGCCCCCCGAGCUACGAGCCCGUCCCCCCCGCCCCCCGUCACGGCCCCCGUCGCGCCCCCCCUCCCGCCCCCCCUCGCCCCAACCGCGCCCGCCCCGCCCACACCCCCCCGCACCCGCUAUGAGUACGAAUCUGUUGGAUGGACUACUGGAUUUGUCUAGUCCGCCAUCGUCCACCCCCUCCCCAGCACCCACCAACCAAUGGAUAACCCCCGCGGAGCGCGCCAAGUACGACGCGCAGUUCACCGCAGCGGACACGGACCGGGACGGGUUCGUGUCCGGUAUGGAGAUACGCCACGUGUUCUUGGACACGGGCCUGCCGCAGACCACGCUAGCGCAUAUAUGGGCGCUGUGCGACACGAGGAGCACGGGCAAGCUGUCGCGCGCGCAGUUCGCAGCGGCCAUGUGCCUGGUGGCGCGGGCGCUGCGCGGGCAGCCGCCGCCCGCCGCGCUGCCGCACGAGCUGCUCCACGCGCCCGAGCAGCCCGCACCCGCUGCUCCGCUCGCCCAACCGCCACCACAACCGGAACCGAUAUCCCUCGGGCCUCAACCGACACCGGAAAUGGAAGCGAUCGCGCGGGAAGUGGAAUCGUUAGCGCGGGAACGGCUUGCAUUGGAGACGGAAGUGGCCAGUCGGCAGCGGGAGCUCGACACCAAGACAGGCGAGGCAAAUAGCUUGCAGAGUGAAUUGGACACAUUAACGGCCACAUUAAAACAGUUAGAAAACCAAAAAGGGGAGGCGCAAAAGAGGUUGAACGAUUUGAAAUCACAAGUGGAGAAACUCCGCAGCCAAGUGUCCGCACAGGAAGCGGCAGCCGCUGAAACGGAAGCGGAAGUGGCCGCACGGCGCGCUGCCGCCAACACGCUGAAAGAGCGCGAGCGGAGUCUGCAGGAGGAGGCGAAGGCCGCUAAUGAGGAGGGCGAAGCCCUAGCUGCUCAGCUGGCACGCACCGUGCUGGCUGUUAGCCAGAUGAACAUAAAGCUGAGCCACCUGGAGGACCAGCACCGCUCGCUGACGGCGGCGCUGCAGGCGCUGGAGGCGGGUGGAGCCGGUGCUGCGGCAGUGCUGAACCUGCAGCCGCAGUUCUCGCGCCAGUACCUGCAGCAGCUGGUGCGCGGCGACGAGGACGAGGACGAAUUCUCGAAAGCGGACUUCAGUACAAUGAACGGCACGGCGAGCUUCGGCUCGGACCCGUUCAAGGACUCGGCCUUCGCCCCCGCGGCCGCCGCCAACGACCCCUUCGUCCCCGCUGGGGCUAAACCUGUGCAGGACGGUUUCGGCAGCGACCCGUUCUCGUCGAACGCAGAUCCGUUCGCCGGUGACUCUUUCGCUGACAACACGCAGAAACAGAGCGACGAUGUGAGUUAUAAUCAUAGAAUUAACGAAAAUACAUUUAUUUGUGGUCACAUCAUACGUGAUCGUAUCACACGUGGUCACAUCACUCGUGGUCAAAUCACACUUGAUUACAUUACUUCAAACGGCGCGUGGGAAUCCGAUCCGUUCGCUGUGCUCCACGCACCAACGCGCAACGCCAGCAACCCGGGCAACAUCAGCAACGUGACCAACAUGAGCAACAACAGCAACAUGAGCAACAGCAACAACAGCAACAUGGGCAACAACAGCAACACGGGCAACAGCAACAAGCGACACAAGACCCCCCCGCCCCGGCCCGCGCCGCCGCGCCCCAACCCGCCGAAUAAGACCGACCGCAAACCGCUCGACUUCACGGAGGACCCCUUCAAAGACUACAGAUACGAAGAUCCGUUCAAUAUAGAGGACCCGUUCGCUGACGUCACGGAUUCCAAGCGCGAUCCCUUCGCCCGGUCUACAUCGGUGGCUGGUUUUGAAAAAGAUGACUUCUUCUCCCCGUCUUCCAACUUAAAUGGAACGUUCUCGAAGCCGGAACGUAUCAGCGGCCGAGUUUCAGCACCCCCCGUCGCCUACGAUCCCUUUACUAAGGCGACAAAUAACAACGACUCGUGGGCCGCCUGGCCCAACGAUAACUGGCUGCCAGACGACGCCUGGAAUAAACCGAGCCAGUCCAAACCAGAUGCUUGGGCCACAGACACUAAAAACAUAGACUCGAAAACAGACAAUUGGGCGAACAAAACUACAGACAACUGGGCGAGCAAAACUGACAACUGGGCGACGGAAUGGGGCACAGAUACGAACAAAAACCUCAAUGAAACGUGGCCGACCAACACGCUGCCCAUUAAGAAGGAAAAGUCGCCGAAACCGGUGAAAUACGCCAAGUCCCUCGUACACACGAUAGGCGGGAUCGGGCGGACGAAGCAAAAAGAUAAGAAGAAAUCGAAUGAAGCUCGAAGCGUUGAGUUCCUACCGUCUGAAGAACAGCAAUGGGCCUGGGCAGCCGCUGAAUCUAAACGGCUCGAAAACGAAGCAGAAGCUAGAAGACGGCAAGAGGAAGCCGAGUUACAGCUGGCUCUAGCUCUUUCCAAACAAGAGAAGUGACCCUCGAGAUGGGCCCGCGGCAAAUGGUCUGGCUGGCUCUAGGGGAUACCGGGCGAACACAGCAAAACUAGUUCUCUCGAGUUCUUGCGGUGUCGUGUCUUGCCUCAGAGGGACCCUAACGAAUUUCUCAUUUUGUUCGACGCAAUGUCGGAUCGAUCAUUCCAGAGUAUUGGCUUUAGCUGUAGGAUUACCACUAGUCAUAUCCCUAAAUUUGUCUCUGGGCGUCUUUGGCAGUGUGCAUUUAUUUACUGUCGAGUUAAUAUAUAGGCGGGAUUAAAAAUUUCUGCUUAAGGCCUAAUCGUUUAUGUACAAUCCAUGUAGCUAGUGUGAAAUAUCCGAUUAAUAAUAUUGUUUUACGCGUCGGUCGUAUGUGUCGAUGUUUAUUUAUUGAUAUUAUAUUAUUACCGUUAUGUUAGGUAGCUAUUUUGUGGAGGUGUUACUGAUGAACGAAUGCAUAGAUAGAUUAUACAAAUCAUAAAUUAAUUUCUACUUAUUAGAAAAAACAUUGCAUUUUAAACCCAAUAACGUUGGAUUUGACUCAAGUUAUAUAUGCAUUCGUUCAAUAGUGAUUCACUCUCCGCUAGUUUUAAUUAUUAUUAAUUAUUUUGUAUAUAAAGAAUAUUAUUUGUAUAAAUUCAGUUUAGAUUGCCGUGUAGUUUUUCAUGCAAUAGAACACUCCAGAUGUUUGUCAGUUUUUUCAUUCAAUAUAAUAUAGUAUAAUCUGUUAGCUGUUAUUAUGAAAAACUAUACGGCGUGUGAAUAAUUGCAUUUUAUUGUAUGAUUGUUGAUUUAUUUUUAAAUGUGUGAUGUUGAAUAUUAUUUUAUCGUAUCAUUUUUUAAGUAAUUUGAUAAUUUUUAAAAAUAAUAACGUGCAAAAGUUGCUUGUUAACAAGGUGCAAAAAAGUUGUACUUCUAUUGCAAGUUUUGAUAGUCCAAAUUCAAUUUUAUUUCGUUUAUAUAAGUGUUAUUUUUCAAUGAAUACGAGAUUGCGUUUUGUAAUUUAUCAAUUUUAA